Messenger RNA from Oryza sativa Japonica Group (Japanese rice), 1752 nucleotides. Its product is annotated as protein trichome birefringence-like 19. Lineage: Eukaryota; Viridiplantae; Streptophyta; Magnoliopsida; Poales; Poaceae. Gene Ontology annotation, molecular function: O-acetyltransferase activity. The record is from RefSeq and is a predicted model, not a curated record. Gene Ontology annotation, cellular component: Golgi apparatus.
GAUCUCGACAUGCAGUCAAAAGAUUAUCAGACAGAAAGGGAAAGCUGCUGCUAGGCUAGCUCAUACAGGUGGCCAGUGCCCCUGGUCUCAAACCACCACACCUGUUUAGCACUUCGAUUCUUUCCAUUUCGCCAAGACCUAGUAAUAAACAGGUGGUUAUCUCAAACUACACGCGUGGAAUCCACCAUCCCAAGUGUACGCUGAAUGCUAAUUUAUCACGUAAUCUAAUGAAUAUUCGUGACAAAAACUGCAGAAAAAAUUCGAUGUAUAUACAGCAAUCUCAUCUCAUUUCAUAUCCAUGAGCUAAGCUAAGCUGUAGUGUGGACGUUGACCAACCAGGUCGAUGAUGAAGUUUCACGAGGUGAUCAAGCUGCCAUCCAUUGCUCAUUACGGCCUACGCUAUGUGCUUCCCGCCGCCGCCGUCGCCGCGUGCGUUCUGGUGCUCGCCACCGUCAGCCUACCCGGCCGCGUGCCGCUGCCGCUGCUGCUGGCGCCGGAGGUGAUGACGAAGACGGCGGAUGGCGUCGGCGGCGACACGUCUGGCUGUGACAUCUUCAAGGGCGAGUGGGUGCCGGACAUGGCCGGCGAGCCGCCGCCGUACACCAGCGAGAGCUGUCCGGUGAUCCAUGGACACUAUGAUUGCAUGCGGUACGGACGGCCGGAUCUUGGGUACGUCCGGUGGCGGUGGCGGCCGGACGGCGGGUGCGAGCUGCUGCGGUUCGACGCGGCGAGGUUUCUCGCCGCGAUGAGGGGCAGGUCGGUGGCGUUCGUCGGGGACUCGCUGGCGAGGAACCAGAUGCACUCGCUGGUGUGCCUCCUGUCGCACGCCGAGCGGCCGGCGCCGUGGACGAACGGCAGCUACGCGUACCGCUUCGAGCGGCACGGCCUCACCGUCACGGCGUUCUGGUCGCCGUUCCUCGUCCGCGCCGUCGAGACGGACCCCGACGGCCCGACGGGGAGCGGCUCCGGCCUGUGGAGCCUCCACCUCGACGAGCCCGACGCCGGGUGGGCGGCGCACGUCGGCGCGUUCGACUACGUCGUCGUCUCCGCCGGGAGCUGGUUCUACCGGCCGUCGAUGUUCUACGACCGCCGCGGCCGCCUCGUCGGGUGCAACACCUGCCUGUCCCCGAACGUCACCGACCUCACCCUCCGUUACUCCCUCCGGAUGGCGUUCCGGAGCGCGCUCCGGGCGGCGGCGACGGGCUCGCACCGCCACGCCACGAGGAGGACGGUGAUCGUGCGGACGAUCUCGCCGUCGCACUACGAGAACGGGACGUGGAACGGGGACGGGGACUGCCUCCGGACUCGGCCGGCGCGGCGCGGCGAGUGGGAGUUGAACGCCAUGGAGAAGGACAUGCACCGGAUACAGGUCGAGGAGUUCGCGGCGGCGGCGGAGGAGACGGCGGGGAAGAGGGGGAAAGAGGCGGCGAGGAUGCUGCUGAUGGACGCGACGGAGGCCAUGGCGCAGCGGCCGGACGGCCACCCGAGCAAGUACAGGCUGUGGCAGCCGGACAAGUUCAAGGUGUCGCGGGACUGCGUGCACUGGUGCCUUCCCGGCGCCAUGGACGCCUGCAACGACAUGCUGUUCCACAUGCUCAUCGGGUGAUGGCUGAUGCCCGUUCUUCUCAUUAUGGCUCGUCGAUUUUUUUUUCUUUAAAAAAAUACAUCAGCAUUGUUUAGAUAGCUUGGGAGCCUGCUAUUGAUGGGAUGUCUGAUUUUUUUCAAAUCAUUGGAAAGUAUUGCACCGUGUUA